GUUUCCCAAAAAAAGGAAAAAGGGCUGACUGAUCAUUUCAAUAACUCCAGGAGACUAUGAUUCGGAGACAAAAUUACAAACUACCGUUGUGAGUUUGUUAAAUAGUUCCGAUUUCCCGCCAAUCGAAACAAACUUCAAUCCACAGUCGCACCAUGGCCUUCUCUGCAGCGCUCAGAGCUUUCUUGAUUCUUAUCUCUCUUCAUCACUACAGACAAUCGUCAGCUCAGGAGGAUAUCGCCAUCAGCGACGGCCCAGCCCCUUCUCCUUCUUUCCCCUCCCCGCCUCUGGUCCCGGCUUUGUUCGUUAUCGGCGACUCCUCCGUCGAUUGCGGGACCAAUAAUUUCCUCGGCACGUUUGCUAGGGCGGACAGGCCUCCUUACGGCCGAGAUUUCGACACCCAUCAGCCCACUGGCCGUUUCAGCAACGGAAGAAUCCCUGUGGAUUAUCUGGCAUUGCGUCUUGGGCUUCCUUUUGUUCCGAAUUAUCUUGGGCUGAGAGGCUCUGUUAAAGACAUGAUUCGGGGCGUGAAUUAUGCUUCUGCAGGAGCAGGGAUCAUCUUCUCCAGCGGUUCAGAACUGGGUCAGCAUAUCUCACUCACACAGCAGAUUCAGCAGGUGACAGACACAUUUCAGCAGUUUACACUAAGCAUGGGUGAAGAAGUUGCAUCUGAUCUCAUCUCAAAAUCUGUCUUCUACAUUUCUAUGGGGACCAAUGACUACAUACAUUACUAUCUUCGUAACGUGUCGAAUGUUCAAACGCUCUACCUUCCAUGGAGAUUCAACCAGUUCUUGGCACAGACUAUGAAGCGGGAGAUAAAGAACCUGUACAAUGAUAAUGUGAGGAAAGUGGUUGUGAUGGGGUUGGCACCAAUGGGUUGUGCACCUUAUUAUCUGUGGAUGUACCCUGAAACAAAUGGGGAGUGUGUUGACAUGAUAAAUGACAUGAUUCUUGAAUUCAACUUUGAAAUGAGACAAAUGGUUGAAGAACUUGCUCAGGAGCUUGUCGGUGUGAGGAUCAUCUUCUGUGAUGCAUUUCAAGCCUCAAUGGACAUUAUGGAGAAUCACGACCGUUAUGGUCAGAAGCUAAUCUCUUUUUUUCUUUUCUUCUUCUCUUUUUCAUAUGAAUGUUUAAUUGUUUUUUGUUUGCGUAUUUGUUGUUUUAGGUUUCAAUGUAACAGCAGAAGCAUGCUGCGGUUUUGGGAGGUAUAAAGGGUGGUUUCUAUGUAUAGCACCUGAAAUGGCUUGCAGCAAUGCAACUAAUCAUAUUUGGUGGGACCAGUUUCAUCCAACGGAUGCGGUUAAUGCGAUCAUUGCUGAUAAUGUGUGGUCGAGCUUGCAUAUCAACAUGUGCUACCCGAUGAACUUGAAGGAAAUGAUAAGUCACACCAGUUGAUGAAGUGGUGUAGUUACUCAAAUGAUGUAGAACUAGUGGUGGUAAUUAUCAUAUAACCAUAGUAUUGAUUUCCAUUCCCUUGUCAAUCUCAGUAAAUUCUAAAACUAGGUGCUAUUGAGUCAUUCAUACAUAUACAUCUGAUGAAAUCCCUGCAUAAUAAAUAAAGUCAUAUAUAAGCAUGUAACUAGUUCAUGUUAGUCAAAUUAGUAGAAUGAAUAUUUCAAGAAGUGGUUUGAAGAAGUGCAGAGGAUAGGAUAGAAGAGUGACAUCAAAUAAGGAAUUGUCAUGUUCUUGAACAAAGAUGGAUUCCCAGACACAAAUCCUUCCACUCUGG
Cuscuta epithymum is the source of this 1726-nucleotide messenger RNA. Lineage: Eukaryota; Viridiplantae; Streptophyta; Magnoliopsida; Solanales; Convolvulaceae. The record is from the annotation of a GenBank genome assembly.